AUGAACCCCAAUGCGCGGCAAAUGGACAACCAAAAGGGAAACCAAAAGGGAAACCAAAUGGGAAACCAAAGGAUUCGUAAAAAAAAUUAUAAUAAAACAGCAAAUGUUAUCUUCCAAGGAAUCAACCCAUACCUUGAUAUAAAAAAUGAACAAGGGUUUAAAAAAAUACAUUGGCAUAGAAACUUAUCUAACGAAUGGUACAUCAAAGAUGAUAAUAUCGUAAACGAUUCCGGUGUUACAAUAAGAGAAGUGGACCAUAGAAUUAACCGAGGAGAAAUAUCCAUUGGGAGUUCAAGUUACGACGGGGACAAAUAUGAUGUGAGAAAUUUGUUCGUAAAAUUAGUAGAGGAACUCUUCUUUUCAAAUUAUGGAGAAUGUCUACAAAUGGAAAAAGCCUUAUAUCUUUCUAUGCAACUUUUGCUAAAAGAAUUACAAGAUAAUAUAAGCAAGGAUUUUGAAGACAUUCUCCAUGUGGCCAAAGAUCACAUAAACAAAUUCUUUAAAAACACAAGUGCACAUAAUCAGAAAGAAUUGGAAAAAAUAAUAGGACCAGAUAUGACCCUGAGCCUCAAUGACGAAGGAAAUUUAGUAUUUAAUGAAAAAAGUUUACGUCGCUACCUCGCUCUUACAAAACUUCAAUUAAAUAUAGAUAUAGAGCAAGAAUAUUCAACAUUUGAAAAUGACGCCCUAAUUAGUGACAUACAACGUCGUCAAAGCGACCUUGCUCGUAAAAUUUCGAAAGUAGAGGAACAUAUUGAAAACUAUUUGCAUGCAGCUUUACAUAGAUUUCCUCUCAAGUAUUACCGUGAUUCCGAUUCCUUUGCAGUUAUGUUUGAAAAUAAUGCUAUGGAAAUCCUGGAAGAUCAUUUGCAUCUUCAUCUGUAUGAUAAAUACGUAGAGCAUAGGGAAAAAUCAAGUGCCAAUUUCCGGAUAGAUAUUAUGACAGUAGAUUUGUUUAUCCAAGAUAUGCUUAGCAUACUACAUCACACUAUUGACUACAAUGUCCAUACCCUCUUUGUAAAACUAAAUAAACACCUAAAUGGAGACCUAAAAUGUUUGAUAGCGUUCUUUCUGUAUUUAUUUAAUAUAGAAAAAUUUAGAAAUAAUGACAUCAUAAAAUCUAUAAAAGAAAAAAGUGAAGACUUAGAAGGAAAUAAAAUUCUGUCGAAUGCUUAUAACUUAUUUAUGAUAGAAAAAAGUGAAAUCAACAUUGCAGAAACCAAAUUUAAAAUUUUUGUAAAAAGUAAAUUUGAUUUCAAUUUAGAUGAUAAAAAAGUUCGAACUCUCGAGAAAAAACUUUACGACAUUUACCAAAAUAGACAGCUCAUCCAAGCCUUCAAUUUAAUUGCUUACCAAAUAUUAAUCCAACGGAUCGUCAAAGAUUACGCACACUUUGUGGAACUCCUUAAAACAACUUCCAGCAUAUAUCAACCAAGUUAUCAGAAAGUAAUAGACAAAUUUGCUUUCCAAGGAAAUGAACACUUUCUGACCAUUCCAAUAGAAACAUACGAAAAAUUGGUGAAGGAAUAUUUAAAAAUUAAAGACAACAGGAAUUUCCAUUUUAAUGACACCCUGGGUGAUAAUCGAAAAAUAAGUAAUUCCUUAGCACAUCUAAAAAGGAAAAUGAACAAAAUUACAAUUAUGAUGAAAAUUUUAAAGAACCUCAAUGAAGAGAUGACUACCCUGAAGGACGUUUCGAAGCUCACUCCCGGCCAAACGGUGCGCAAUAAACAGGCUAUUAUUUUUUAUGUUCAUCUAAUUAGGGAAUUCAAGGAUGAUUGGUUUUAUUAG
Messenger RNA from Plasmodium inui San Antonio 1, 1791 nucleotides. RefSeq lists its product as hypothetical. The transcript is spliced from 3 exons. NCBI's taxonomy places the organism in Eukaryota, Apicomplexa, Aconoidasida, Haemosporida, Plasmodiidae. The record is from RefSeq and is a predicted model, not a curated record. Bases 1 to 1791 code for a protein of 596 amino acids.